ACAUCAGCAGAGAGCAAAAAUGGCUGUCUUUGGUCUUGAUACUUUUUGUCAGUCAACAGCAUCGUAGGAAUUGGGUGGGAGAUACGAAGUUGAGUGCUGUUGUCAGAGAUCUCCACUCCUCCUUGGUGUGGUGGUGGACUGAGGGAAAGUGUCCUUCAGUGAGCUGGGUAACCGAUCUUUGUCUUGCUUGGGAUUGUGCCCCAUUGUACAAUCAUCUAUGGGAUUCCCAGUUUUCAGGCUAUGAUUCAUCUGUUGGGAUAGGGAGGUGGAGGGAGGAAUGAAGGACAAAAGAAGGUGUGUUAGCCAUACGUAUUAGUAGGCACAUAGAAGACCAUCCCUGUGCUCUCCAUGCUGUCUCGAUGUGCUCCUACCAACUCCACAGCCAGGCAAUAUCCUCCUGGAGGACAUUUGGGAGGAUCUCAUUACCUGUUGUCUUUUACGCUUUUACACUCUCCUGUCCCCACUCAGGCAGGGAAAAAUUAAGGUCUGCAGUCACUCCUCAUAUGCCCCCUUCCUGCCUGUGGUUUCCCUGCCUUCUUCCUCUUGCGUGAGUGUUUCCUUCCUGGGGCUGAGUGGAAGGGAAGUAGCACCUAGUGUUCGUGGUCACUGUUGACAACGGGGGCACCGAGGACCCAUCACCCUUGCCAGGGUCUCUGGGAAGGGAUAUGUGAGUCCCUGAGGUAGUGGGGGAAGGCUGGAAGGGCAGGGCCAUUAGUGAGGGUCAUCUAGGACAACUGGGAGGGGUAGGUGGACAGCUGGGAGGUCUUCAGGAUCUGUAAGAUUUGUGGGAUGGGGUCAGUGGCAAGGUUGGAAGGGGACUGGGAGGUUUUUGGGGCAACUAGAAAGUCUGGGUGAAAAAUUGGGAUGCCUAAGGGAUUAUCUGCGAGGUUUGUGGGGAAACUUGAUUCAUGUGGUUGGUGCACUGGGAGGUCUGGGGGACAGCUUUGAGGUCCGGAGAAUGCAAGAUACGGAGAAAGAGGUGAGAGCAGCAAAGGAAGAAGAGAUCUCAGAGAAUGGGGGUAAAGAAGGAAGGAUGAUGGGACAGACGAGGAAGGGCAGUAUUGGAGGGGAGGGAUGGGGAGACUGAGCGAAGGAGGUAGGCAUGAGUCUGCUCUGCAGGAUGCUGGUUACCCCUCUCCCCACAGGUCUCCUGCCAUGUCCACACCUCCUUCCAAUGUGACUGUCUCUGCAAUUCCCAAUGCAGCACUGGGACUGACCCUGCUGUCACUGGCAAUGGUCAUAGGGCUGCCAGGGAACGCGUUCGUGCUGUGGAGCUAUAUCAUCACCCGUCGCCGCAGCAUCCCCAUGCUUCUGGUGGCCCAUCUGGCCCUGGCUGACGUGGCCACGCUGCUCACUGGCCCCGUUUACAUCCGAUUCCUCAGCACUGGCCGCUGGGACCUGGGCCCAGCCACGUGCCGUGGUUGCAACUACAUCUGUGCAGCUGCCAUGUACACCAGCGUCUUCCUCAUCGCGCUGCUCAGCCUGCACCGCUGCCUGGUGGUGUCCCGACCAUCAGCCGCAGUGCUGGCAGGUGACCGUGCCACCCAGCUGGCCCACGGGGCUGCUGCCAUCACUUGGCUGGUAGCCUUGGUGUUGGCCACCCCUUCUAUUGCUUUCCGGCACGUGGAGAACGGGAUGUGCAAGCGGAACCACAAUUCCACCGCUUGGCUGGUGACCCACAACCUGCUGGAGACAGGGCUGGGCUGGGCUGUGCCACUGGUCGCCGUGGCCGUUGGUUAUGGGCUGCUGCUGCGGCGGCUGCGGCAGACGCGAUUGGCACGGCGGGGCCGCACACUGCAGUUGGUGGCUGCCGUGGUGGUCGCCUUUGCCGUCACUUGGGGACCCUACCACAUCGGGAGCUUGUUGGAAGUGGUGGUGGAGCUGCAGAGCUGCAGUGGGACUCUAAGAAAGGUUGCCAAGGCCAUCCGGCCACCAGCCACUGCGCUGGCAUUCCUCAGCAGUGCCCUAAAUCCGCUGCUCUAUGCCUGCGCCGGGCGGGGACUGUGUCGUACUGCUGGGGCUGCACUCCUGCCCCGGCUCCUAGAGGGCUCCACAGCCUCCAGCAGUGCCCGUAGGACUGUCACCCAUCAGGCCAGAAGCUCGCGGGGACAGCGGGAGAAUGGAGGCAAGAAGGUGGCCAGGGAGGAUGUGGGGAUGGGGGAUGGGAGGACAGUGGCAGAGGGAACAGUGACGGGCGAUGAGGGGACAGUGGUGGAGAGCACUGAGAUGGGUGACAAUGGGAGGGCAUGAUGGAUGGAAAGGCUUUUGGAUGGAUGUUGUCAUUAUUUUGUGGGGUGCCAUGGGGAGGGGUCCCUGGAGUCCUCUAGGGUUGUAUUAGGGAUUCCCAGGGGUAAUUGUGGGAGCUUUAGGGGGGUGGCCUUUAGGGGUUAUUGGGAGAACUCAGGGAAUAUCAAGGAGUCUCAACAUGUGGGUCUCAGUGAGGACACUCAGAGAGGAAUUGGGAGAGGUGAAGGAUGUUUGAAGGGCCUGGGGGUGUCCUGAAGGGUGCCUAGGAUGUCACCACCACACACAGAGGUGUCCCCAUGGCAUAUGACAGGUGUCCAAGGGACCACAGGUUGUCACCAUUGUGUCACUGGGAUGUCACAGCAGGAUCCCAGGAAAGUCAUCUGGAAUGCCAUUGGAGUGUCCUCAGGGGUCUCUAUGUAGUGUCAUCAUGGAGUCAAAGCUGUGUCACAGCUGAUGGUGUCACUGCUGGAUGGGGCCACAUGUCCCUUUCCCUUGGCCGCCCCAUCCUUUGGUGACAUCACUGGUGACUUUAUAC
Molecule: messenger RNA, 2782 nt
Organism: Phasianus colchicus (ring-necked pheasant)
Lineage: Eukaryota; Metazoa; Chordata; Aves; Galliformes; Phasianidae
Source: RefSeq, a predicted model, not a curated record